AUGAGUGGAGUUGUCCACGCGGCUCGGGAUGGCCAGCCUCCUGAUGAGGGCGAGAUGACAGCUGUGUUCUUGUCAAAGUGCACUCAGCUGGGGCUGCCCGAGGAUGCUCGGGGAAAGCUCAAACGAAAGGGCUGGGCCACUUUCGGCACUUUUGCAUUCUGCGUGCCAGGGGUGCCCGGAAGGAUUCCCGAUGAUGUCUUCAAAACCUCCGUUGUCCAGCCAAUCCUCGGUGAUGGGGGUGAGGAGCAUCAGGCGAAACUUAGGCGGCUCCACUUCGAGGCAUAUGCUUUGACAGCAGCUGAGCUGAAGCGGACGGCCGAGUCCACGGAGUCAGAUCAACCGCGCAAGGUCCCGACGGCAGAGCUCGCUGCUCGUUAUGAUGUGUUGCAAAAGCGCGUUAAGCCUCUCCGGCUUGUGGACCGCUUGGAGCCUUCGCAUGCGCUUGUGAACCUGUCAGCCCAAAUGCUUGAGGAUCAGCGGGUGCGCUACAUUGAGUGGUCGAAGUGUACUAGUCGUGCCCAGGAGAUAAAUCUUGUGAAGGAGGACGCUAGCUUGAAGCUGCUUCAGGGUGGCCGCUCAGGAUCCGUCAAGCUAGUGGAUCCCGGUGCUAAAAUCACUGCUGAUACUAAGUCUGACCUUGAGGUGAUGCAGGCCUUGCGUCGCAGAGGGGUGGCAUAUGAACUUGCUGCCAUCAUGUCGUUCGAGAGGCACGAGGAAUUGAUUGACCGACUGUUCAUGGAGUACCAACGUGAGCCCAUGGCUGGGUUUCAUCCCGUCUCCUUCUCUCAACUUCAGGCUGCGGACAGGGAGGUUCAUGUUCGCAUGGGGGAGCUCACCCGAGCUGGACUUGUGCCAGGGGCGGAUGGCUCCUUGCCGCUUGACAUCCCGGUGUCUCGGGUGCUGGCGGGCUCCCACAUCCAGUGGAUGUUGAUGCCUCGGCAAAAAGGGUCCGGUCCCUUGGGCAAUUCGGGCGCUGGUGAGGCUAAUGAGAAGCCAGACAAGCCACCGCGCAAGCCGCCCAAAAAGACGGAUCCGUCGAAGGCGACGGAUAGGGGUCAGGGCGCCGAUAAGAAUCAGAAGGCUGAUUCCGGUGCAUCGCCGAAUGCGGCUGAUCGACCUGGCAAGCCACGGAAGACUCGCUUCGUCAUGCCAAAGGCGCUCAUCGGUGGGGUCCCCAAGGACGCGGCCGGGCGUAACAUCUGCUUCGAUCAUAACCUUGGGAAAUGUCCCAAUGCUGCGGGGGCCUGCCCAAAAGGGGAGCAUGUGUGCCAAGUACACAAUGCAACACAUGUGCAUGACACGGCCACCAGCCAUUUUGGCAAUGAUCGUGAUACGAAUGCGGAAGUUUUUGCUGCUACCUUGAUCGGCAAAGUCGAUGCGGGGGGCAUUCGUCGUCUUUUGGAGCUGCUUCCCUCGGAGGCACCGUCGCGCGGUUCGCGUGAGGUGGGCCGUGGGUCCGAAUUUUCUUUCACCACAGGUGCUUACACCUAUGAUCAUGGCAAGCGGCACGGCCUUCGCCAACAUUGCCGCGACUUUCCGAUGUCCACUAAGGUUCUGAAUGAGUUUAUGCGUUCGAUGGCGCCGGGCGCCUGCUACACUACACUGGCCUUGUUUCGUGAUCUUGAGACCCGGGUCCACUCAGACCACGGAAAUGAUCCCAGCCUGAUGAAUACCAUCCUGAAGGUUUCUGAGUUCAGCCACGGUGGCCUCUGGGUCGAGACGGUGGGCGGCAAGGUCCCGUGCCCGCUUCCGCAUCAGGGCCAAAGGAUGGGUAACGUUGUCGAGUUUGCCAAUGGUGCAUUGAGCUUCGAUGCCCAACAGCCGCACUGCGUUAUGCCGUGGUCUCGCGGGCCCCGCGUGGUUCUUGUGGCAUUUAGUGUACGGAACUGGGCAAACUUGCGUCGUGCAGACUUGACUGAGUUGUCAAACCUGGGGUUUAAGUUGCCAACCUUGGCACCUGACGGUCCCGAGUCUGCCUCUUCGGUUCUCCCUAGCCCUGGGGUUUUCCCUUUUCCGCCACCGGCGCCAACCCCGGCGCUUGCAGCUUCACCUGUCACCCUGCCUCCUCAGGCGAGCGUCCCAGGGACUGCGCCUGCCGCAGCGGAUCAUCCUGAUCUCGGUGGGUCAAACGUGGCUCGUGAUGUGACGGCCACUGUGCAACCUUCCUUCAUCGAGUUGUUCUGUGGUUCUGCUGGCCUUUCGGCCGAGGUGCGCAAGCUGGGGUUCCGCGUGUUGGGAGUUGAUCACAAACCCACCGCUAAGCAUGCCAAUGCACCUUUCGUCAGCUUGGACUUGCGCGACCCAGAGCAGCAGGACCGCAUUUGGGUCGAGUUGCGCCGUGCUCAGGCCGUGUGGAUUGCUCCCCCGUGUGGGACUGCUUCGAUUGCGCGGCAAAUCCCUCUUGGACGGUCGGCUAAGGGACCUGCACCCUUACGGAGCCCGGCUUUUCCAGACGGGUUGGCAUCCUUGCGUCCCGAGGAUCAUGCUCGAGUACAAAGUGCAAAUCUUUUGUAUGCCUUUGCCGCCAAGGUUUGGACGUUCUGUCUUGAACACGAUAUCCUUUGCAUUGUGGAGAACCCGGCAUCAAGCCUCAUGUGGCAAACAUCGUGGUUUAGGACACUUGUCCCGCGUGGCGUGUGGCACGAGCUGCAUUCUUGCAUGUAUGGAUCUGCUCGAAAGAAGCGCACUGCCUUGCUGGCUACAUGCCGCCUUCCAGGUCUCAUGUUGCAGUGUGACAAAUCACACGAACACAAGAAACGGGGUCGUGUGCGCGAUCCGGACGGGCGUGGUGUGCACUAUGCCACUGCCGAGGAAACCGCUUACCCAGCCGGCCUGUGUACGGCAGCAGCCCGUGAGAUCUGCUUGGCAUUGCAAAAUAAAGGGAUUAUGCUUGAUGUGCGCGCAUCUUCGGACACGGCCCUGGCAUCUUCCUUUGCACAGCGGCAGCCUCGCCGCGGCCGCGGCAUUGUGGGUCCGCCUGAGUACAAACGGACUGUCCUUGUCCGGCUCCCUCGUGACUUUCAGCCCCCGGACCAUGUGCCAGAUGAGCCACUUGCAGUGCUUCGCGACGUGCCUGCGGGCUCCAAGCUUCUGUGGACUCGCGUCUUUGUUGAUGGGGGUGUUGAGGUUCGCGAGGCCCAAUUUGGGGUAUACCAUACACCGGAUGAGUUUCUGAAUGCGGCCUUGAAAGUGACCCAUCCCUUCGACAGUGCAGUGUCUAUUGACGGCCCGAACCUUCGGGCAAUUGCAUUCACUCUUGAGCAUGGUGUUAAGGCUGUGCAGCAAAGACGUAUGGAGGUUCUUGAGCACUAUCGUGCACUGGAGCACUCUCUGAGGUCUGAUGAGGAGGCUCUUAAGCAGGCAAUGGACCCUACGGUACGGGAGAUCAUGGGCAACAAGAAGCUGCUCUUGUUCAAACAGAUGCUGAAGGAUGCAGGUGUUCCUGAUGAGCGCCUCUUCGAGGAUAUGGUUCAGGGAUUUCGGUUGACUGGUCCCCUUGAGCCUUCGGGUUUGUUUCCCCCUAAGUAUAAGCCUGCCGUCAUCUCAGUGGAUGAAUUGCGGCGCACUUCGCAGUGGUCCAAACACCUUGUCGAGGCUGCGUGUCGGAAGGCUUCACAGGAUCCUGAGAUUGCGAGGGCUGUUUGGGAAGAAUCGUUGGGGCAAGUCGAGAAGGGAUGGUUGUCGGGACCAUUCACAUGGGAUCAAAUGGAUCAGAAGUAUGGGGGCACUUGGGUGGCGUCCAAGCGCUUCGGGGUGUCCCAGGGCGACAAGGUGCGUGCUGUCGAUGAUCUCUCGCAGUUUCAGGUGAAUGCUUCGGUUACUGAGACCGAGAAGAUUCAACUCGAAGGCCUUGAUGACAUUGUUGCCCUUGCGAGAUUCCACUUGGGUGCCACUGUGUCGGGCACCAAGGUUUUCAGGCUCCCCUUGUCAGGCGGCGGCGUCUAUCAGGGCCGUUUGCAUCCUGACUUUAGGGAAGGUCGGGCACGGCGCUUGAAAGGCAGGGCUCUUGACUUGCGGAGUGCAUACAAACAGCUAGCUCGGCACCCCGCCGACGAUUGGGCUUCGGUGCUAGGAGUCUUAGAUCCAGACACCAACACUGUGGCCUAUUUUGAGAGCCACGCUCUCCCGUUCGGCGCAUCGAGCGCGGUGACAGGCUUCAACCGGGCUGCGCGUGCAUUGCGCAUUAUCAUGUCCAGGCUUUUGUUCCUUGUGAAUACGUCAUUCUUUGACGAUUUUUGCCAACUUGAGAUUGAUGGUCUGACUGAUUCUGCGGAUCAGGCGGCGCUUGCACUGCUUGAUCUCCUUGGCUGGGAGGUGUCCGAUGGCGAGAAGUUGAAACCUUUCGCUUCAGAGUUCACCAUGCUUGGUGCAGUGCUAUCCUUCAAAGAUGCGGGUAGGGGUCUGAUUAGGGUUAGGAAUAAGGCCGGUCGCUUGGAGGAAAUUUCUUCCAUGGUAGAUCGCUUUGCUGCUGACCCCGCAUGUGGGGCGCGAUCCCUCCCGUCGUUGAAGGGCAAGCUCUUGUUUGCAUCUUCGCAUGUGUUCGGUCGCUGUGCUCAGGUUGCGACUCAGUUGAUUCACCAUGCCGAGCGACAACCUGGUCCUGACGUGCGUGGUUUCGUCUUGCAAUCCCUCAAGAGGGCGCUUGGAACACUUAGGGCGGCUGGGGAUCGUCAGGUGAACCUGUGGUCUGAGCAGCCGCCAGUUGUCAUCUUUACGGAUGGUGCAUGUGAGGAGAAAGGCAAUCAGGUGACACAUGGGGCGGUCAUCGUUGACCCGGCUUCGCAGACUCGAGAGGUGUUUGGGGGUCACAUCCCCGAGGAUCUUGUGACAAAGUGGCGGAGCUCAGGCCGGACUCAGCUCAUCUUCUUUGCAGAGCUUUACCCUGUCUUGAUUGCGAGACGGACUUGGGCUAAAGUGCUGCGUAACAGAAGGGUACUGAUCUUCGUGGACAACGAGGCAGCGAAGGCGGCCUUGAUCAGAAAUUAUUCUCCUUUGUUGGAUGCCGCUCAUAUGCUUUCUGACAUUGCCGAGCUUGAUGUCGAGCUCAGUUGUUUUCCAUGGUAUUGCAGGGUGCCGUCCAAGAGCAAUUUUUCCGACGCUGCCUCCAGACUGAGCUUUGGGGAGUAUGAGGAAUGCUUCCGAAGGAUUCAGCCCACUCUGGCAGCCUUUUGA
This is a messenger RNA of Symbiodinium sp. CCMP2592, 5172 nucleotides long. The record is from the annotation of a GenBank genome assembly. NCBI's taxonomy places the organism in Eukaryota, Dinophyceae, Suessiales, Symbiodiniaceae.